Messenger RNA from Perca fluviatilis (European perch), 612 nucleotides. Its product is annotated as small proline-rich protein 3-like. The coding region runs from base 1 to 612 and encodes 203 amino acids. The record is from RefSeq and is a predicted model, not a curated record. The transcript has a single exon. Lineage: Eukaryota; Metazoa; Chordata; Actinopteri; Perciformes; Percidae.
AUGGAGGUUCGCUGGCAGGCUACUGAGCGGGAAUUUGGCCUUCCUGUCUCCAAGCCUGUCAGCCUUCCAGAGCCUCAGCUGACAUCCAGCCUUCCAGAGCCUCAGCUGACAUCCAGCCUUCCAGAGCCUCAGCGGACCAGCCUUCCAGAGCCUCAGCUGACGUCCAGCCUUCCAGAGCCUCAGCGGACCAGCCUUCCUGAGCCUCAGCGGACCAGCCUUCCAGAGCCUCAGCGGACCAGCCUUCCAGAGCCUCAGCGGACCAGCCUUCCAGAGCCUCAGCUGAGGAGCCUUCCAGAGCCUCAGCUGACAUCCAGCCUUCCAGAGCCUCAGCGGACCAGCCUUCCAGAGCCUCAGCUGACGUCCAGCCUUCCAGAGCCUCAGCGGACCAGCCUUCCUGAGCCUCAGCGGACCAGCCUUCCAGAGCCUCAGCGGACCAGCCUUCCAGAGCCUCAGCGGACCAGCCUUCCAGAGCCUCAGCUGACGUCCAGCCUUCCAGAGCCUCAGCGGAGGAGCCUUCCAGGCUUCCUGAGCCUCAGCGGACCAGCCUUCCAGAGCCUCAGCGGACCAGCCUUCCAGAGCCUCAGCGGAGGAGCCUUCCAGAGCCUCAGCUGA